CAGACGCCUCCUGCUGCCCGAGGAACCUGAGGACCCGAGAGUAUGUCUAUGGCAGUUAGCUCACAGGGUAGCAGGCUAACGGCGGCACGCUUGCGGACAUGGCUGACGUGAAGGUGAAGAAGGAGACGAACCUGUCGGACCCUGUCGAGGUGGAAAACAGGAUCAAAGAGCUGUGUCAGCAGUUCCCUCAUGGCAUCACAGACCAGGUGAUCCAGAAUGACAUGCCUCACCUGGAGCCACAGCAGAGAGCCAUGGCCAUCAACAAGCUGCUCUCAUUGGGUCAGCUGGACCUGCUGAGGAACAAUUCGGGUCUCCUGUACAGACUCAAGGACUCUCAGAGCACCAGUAAGAUGAAGGGCUCGGACAACCAGGAGAAGCUGGUCUAUCAGAUCAUCGAGGAUGCAGGAAACAAAGGAAUCUGGAGCCGAGACAUCCGCUUCAAGAGCAACCUCCCUCUGACUGAGAUCAACAAGAUCCUGAAAAACCUGGAGAGCAAGAAGCUCAUCAAAGCUGUCAAGUCUGUGGCUGCGUCGAAGAAGAAGGUCUACAUGCUGUACAACCUGCAGCCCGACCGCUCAGUGACAGGCGGCGCCUGGUACAGCGACCAGGACUUUGAGUCCGAGUUCGUGGAGGUUCUCAACCAGCAGUGCUUCAAGUUCCUGCAGAGCAAGGCUGAGGCAGCGCGGGACAGCAAACAGAGUCCGAUGGUUCAGAGGAACAGCUCCUUUGCCACAUCGCACGAAGUCUGGAAGUACAUCUGUGAGCUGGGCAUCAGCAAGGUAGACCUGUCCAUGGACGACAUUGAGACCAUCUUGAACACGCUGAUCUACGAUGGGAAGGUGGAGAUGACCGUGAUCGCCGCCAAGGAGGGGACGGUGGGCAGCGUGGAUGGACAGAUGAAGCUGUACCGCGGUGUGAACGCCAUCAUCCAGCCCACCGGCCUCGUCAAGACGCCCUGUGGGCUCUGCCCGGUGUUCGAUGACUGUCAUGAGGGAGGAGAAAUCUCGCCAUCCAGCUGCAUCUACAUGAGCGAGUGGUUGGACUUCUGAUGCCACAGCUGCAUUUCUGUGAAGGAAACUUCACUUCCUGUUCCUCACAGACGUGAAGAAAGGAGCAGCUGAGUUGUUCCCUCGGUGAUGAUGAUUGACUCACUCCAUCCCGUGGUCGUGUCCUGGAGGCGGCCUGAACAUGUGGAUAUCUCAGUUUAAAAUGUGACCGUUUGUUUAUGAAGCUGCUUUAAUGUUUCUGUUUCACAACUUCAGUCUUCAGGGCCGUGAGAUUGGUCCGUCAAGGUCACAUGGUCUCAUAUUUCCUGGAAUAAGUUAUUGUUUUGGUUCUUUAAAAGGCCGCCCCCGCCUGCAGAUACUCGUUCGCGCAUCAUUCUUUAGUUCUUAGUUUAGUUUUUAUGAAAGUGAUGGUUGGGGGGGCUCUGAUGCCGGCUCAGUGAAGGUAACCAAAGUCUGAGGUGGCAGGAAAAUUGGAGUGAGUGGCCGUGUUUGUCAGCAGUGUGGAAGGGCUGGUAGGCGAAUCUUGACCCAUAAAGGGGGAGGAGUCUAUGCACCUGAUCGAAAGGUGAAGCGGAGAAAAGCUGCACUUCUGUACAUGUGACUGACUGGGGCAGACACACCUGUAACUAUGGUUUACAGACAUGCCCUGAACGCAUCACAGUGUCCUGUGUGAAGAUGCUGAGUGUGUGUGUGU
This is a messenger RNA of Archocentrus centrarchus (flier cichlid), 1701 nucleotides long. It is a transcript of the gene polr3f, whose product is annotated as polymerase (RNA) III (DNA directed) polypeptide F. The record is from RefSeq and is a predicted model, not a curated record. Gene Ontology annotation, biological process: transcription by RNA polymerase III. Gene Ontology annotation, cellular component: RNA polymerase III complex. Lineage: Eukaryota; Metazoa; Chordata; Actinopteri; Cichliformes; Cichlidae. The transcript has 9 exons. The coding region runs from base 99 to 1049 and encodes 316 amino acids.